AUGGAUCCAGCACUCUUGAAGCAACAAGCCGCAUUCAAGCAGCGUGCCGCUCGAGCCGUCGAAUUGGCCAGUCGUAAACACGAAUCCCCGUCCACCUCGCUGAGUUCACAUACCACUUAUGAUGCCGAAGCAAGCCGUAAGAAGAAGAAACGACAACAAGCAGACCCGCAACUCGCUGCAAAAUCCCUAAGCGAAUUCAACUACAAGGCAGCGCAAUCGUCAGCGAACGCCGCCAACUUCGGUACAAUGGCAAAGAUCGUUGAUUAUAUGAAG
Anisakis simplex (herring worm) is the source of this 273-nucleotide messenger RNA. The record is from the annotation of a GenBank genome assembly. NCBI's taxonomy places the organism in Eukaryota, Metazoa, Nematoda, Chromadorea, Rhabditida, Anisakidae.